AUGCUACCACUCGCCAAGGACCUCCUCGCAGAUGGUUCAUACGGGCUCACUCUCUCUGGAUCAGGCUUCUCCUGCAUCGAUGUCUCGGUCACCUUUGACGACUCUACCCUGGCAGACUCAUCGCCUGAUGCUUGCAACUCUACGCACAUCGAGUUUACCUCGUUUGCCACACCGUCAAACGUCUCGCUCGACAUCACUACCGCCCACAUACACACAGCGGGCACGCCUGUCGUCUGUCCUAUCUGCGAUGACUUUGCCAUCGAUCCCACCAUUACGGGCCUCUCCGUGGCAGAGCUCGAUGGCCUUGGCCUCGUCGCCCUCACCGUGCUCGGUAAUGGCCUCGGCGGUGUUUCGGAGCUCACCGUCGGAGCCGUUGCCUGUGAAGCCCUCUCCGCCAUCUCCGAGACCUCAGUCACCUGCGAUCCGGGCCCGCAGUCGGCCGCCUCGCCCUCGGUGCCUGUCGCCCUCGUCUCGGCCUCGCGUCCCUCGGGCUGCAACGACCUCGUCGACGCGUGCACCGUCGCCAUCGUCUCCGCCGUUGCCGCCGUCUCCUCGUCGACCACUCUCGACGCAGACGGCUCGUCUAUCGUCACUCUCUCCGGCAUCUUUGACACCGCCAUCGCUCCGGCAACCUACACCGUCGACAUCGAUACUUCCCCGGGACCCACGCCCUGCACUGGCUUUGCCGUCUCCUCGACCGAACUCAACUGCACCGCCGCCGCCGUCACCGCCGCACAGACCUCGGUCCCACUCGGGCUCGUCUCAGACGGCGUCUACAUUCUCGACAUGGCCCCGGCCGCCGUCGCUACCACCUUUACCUAUCGUGCUGUCAUCACCGCCGUCGCGCCGGCUCGCGUCGACGCUAUCGCGCCUGCCGUCAUCACCAUCUCCGGUGCCGGCUUUAGCGCCUCGCCCUCGGUCUCCAUCGACGGCGUCGCCUGCACCUCGCCCCUCGCCGCCGGUGACGGUCUCUCGCUCACCUGCUCUCCGGCUUCGGCAUCGCCGACCUCGGCCGCAGCCCUGGCAAUCACCGCCGCCGGCUCCCCCGCCGUUCACAAGUGCGCGUCGAGUCCGUGUGCCAUCGCCUUUGCCUCGGUCGUCACCGGCGACUUUUCCUCCCGUACCUUUGCCACAGACGGCUCGUCCAACGUCACCCUUGCCGGCACCUUUGACUGCGCCCGCUCGUUUGACAUCGAUUUCUCCACAGGCACAGGCUGCUCCCACCUUUACUGCGCCCCGGACCACCUCUCCUGCGUCGUCGCCCCGCACUCCUCGGCAACCUCCACCGCAGAGAUCUCCGCUGUCUCCGACGACCUAGCCGCGCUCACCUGCUCCGGCCCCGCCUGCGCGACUGACAUCCUCACCUUUCAGCCGACGCUCACGGCCAUCGCCCCGCCACGCCUCGAUGCCCUUGGCCUCACCGCGCUCACCCUCACCGGCUCGGGCUUUGCUGGCACCGCGGCAGUCUCUGUCGGAGGCAUCGUCUGCACCUCGCCAACCGUCAACGGCCCCGCCACCCAGCUUGUCUGCGAUCCCGGCCCGCAUCCCGCUCCCGCUUCGGCCGCCUCCGUUGCCCUCACCGUCAACGCUGUUCCUCCGGCAUGCUCCGUCCCCGGCGGCUGCGUCCGCGACGUCAUCUCCGCUCUCGAUGCCGUCACCUCACCAACCGCCUUGCGCGCAGACGGCUUGUCAACGCUCUCGCUCUCCGGCAUCUUUGACACCGCCAUUCCGCUCGCCUCCUACACCCUGCAUCUCACCACCUCCUACGGCGGACUCGACUGUCCGCUCUCCUCACUCACCACCACCGAGCUCAACUGCACUGCGCCCGCGGUCAUCGCCGCAGACCCUGCCGUCGCCAUCGCUUUUGUCGCCGACGGCUCCUACAAUCUCACCGCAGACUCAGCCCUCGCCACCCCGCUCGCCUACGACGCCGUCAUCGCCAGCCUCUCGCCGGCCACCCUCGAUGUCGCAGGCUCCACCCUUCUCACCCUCACCGGAGCUGGCUUCGCCGGCGCCUCGCCGACUGCCGCCAUCGCAGGCGUCAACUGCGAGUCGACAACGCCCAAUGCCGGCGGCACCGAGCUCAUUUGCGAUCCGGCGCCCAACUCGGCAACCUCCAACGCACUCGUCACCGCUACAAUUGCCUCCCGCCCGGCGCUGGAUAGCUGUCCCGGCGGCUGCGUGCUCGUCAUCCGUGCCGCGGUCAACGGCGCCUUCUCGCUCACCACCUUUGCCACAGACGGCUCCACCACUGGUGUCACCCUCGGCGGCUCUUUUGACUGCGCCCUCGCCCCGUUUACCGUCACCUUUGAGUCCGGCUCAAACUGCUCGGUCACAGCCUGCUCCUCCUCGCAGCUCACCUGCGAUGUCGAGCCGGUCGCCUCGGCCACCAACGCCACCCAAAUCGCCACCGUCUCUGACGCUCUCGGCGCCAUCCCCUGUACCGGCCCGGCCUGUGCCCCCGGUGCCCUCGUCUUUGCGCCCACCAUCUCCGCCGUCGCCCCGGCCUCACUCGACGCCAUCGGCACCACCGCCGUCACCGUCUCCGGCUCCGGCUUCAAUGUCGACCUCGCCGGCCUUGUUGUUGCCCUCGGCUCGGUCCCCUGCUCCACCUCGUACGUUGCGCCGGAUGGCUCGCAGAUCGUCUGCACCCCGUCCGCUGCACAGCCAGCAAUCGGAGCCAGAACCGUGACCGUCACCACCUGGUCUGUUCCGGCCACAUGCAUCGCCACCUGUGACCUUCUCGUCCUCCCCUCGCUUGGCGCCCUCACCUCGGGCUCCGUCCUUGACGCCGACGGCUCCACCGCCCUCGUCUUCUCAGGCAUCGUAGCCAACGCUGCCGACUACACCCUCGUCCUCAGCUCGGGCAUCAACUGCACUGGCUCAGCGCCCUCGUCCGCCUCCUUCUCCUGCACCAUCCCGGCCGUCGCCUCCGCCGCCUCGGGCAUCUCCAUCACCGCAGGCUUUGACGCCGACGACCUCGCCAUCUUUCUCGCCCCCUCGGUCACCUCGGCCUCGCUCGCCAUCCGCGCCGUCGUCACUGACGUCGUCCCGGCCCGUGUCGCCGCCGCAGGCGCCACUCCCAUGACCCUGCACGGCUUUGGUCUCGUCGGCGCCGCCGUCGACGUCUGCUCCAGCGAGUCCGCCCUCGCCAACGGUACCCAGCUCACCUGCGCUUCCGUCGCUGCCGCGCCGGCAUCGGCCGUCGCCGUUGCUGUCACCGCUGACGCCCGCGCCGCUGCCUACAAGUGCCCUGGCGGCUGCGUCUUUGACGUCGCCUCCAUUGUCGACGGCGCUUGGUCCACCACAACCUUUGCCGCAGACGGCUCUACCGUCGCCACCCUCGGCGGCCAGUUUGACUGCGCCAAGACCUUCACUGUCGCUUUCUCCACCGGCUCCUCCUGCUCUACCCUCGGCUGCGCCCCGGCUGUCCUCACAUGCACCGUGGCCCCGGUCGCCACCCCGACCGCCGCCGCCGAGCUCGCCACAGUCAACGACGGUGACGCCGACCUCGAGUGCACCGGCGCUGCAUGCGCGCUCGACUCGCUCACCUUUAGGCCGGUCAUCGCCUCCGCCAAUCCUAGCGCCAUCGCCCUCGACGGCUCUCCCGUCGUCACCCUGACAGGCGCGGGCUUUGGCGCUACUGACCUCGGCCUCGUCAUUGCUGGUUGUGACUCGGUCUCGUGGACCUCCGACUCGUCCGCCACCUGUACCAUGGCCGCUUCCUCGCUCGCCACCAACGUCACCCUGAGCCUCACCGCCGCUUCCGUCGCAGCCACCGCUCCCAUCGACGUCCGCUACCUCGGCAUCAUCGACGCCGUCGCCGGCAACAAGGCCAUGAGCCCGCCAGGGGGUGUUCAGUUCCUCCUCACCGGUACCUUUGACCCUGCCCGUCAAACCACGGCCUGGUUUGCCACCGAUACCGCCGACUCGCCCUGCGUUGUCGACGCGCUCAACGCCACACACCUCUCCUGCACCGCCUCGCCGUUUGCUGCCGCUGGCUACUACAACCUCACCGUGAGCGAUGGCUCGUCCAUCCUCGCCUGUGCAGACUGCACUGGCUUUACCGUCACCGGCAACGUCUCCACCGUCUCCCCGCUCAUCUCCGUCGACGGCGAUGUCGAGUUGCUCAUUACCGGCGGCGGCCUCGGCGCCGCACCCGGCGACAUCGAGAUCCAGGUCGACGGCGAGCUCUGCCCGCUCGUCGCCUGGUACUCGCCGUCGUCCGUCUCGUGCCUCACCACCCCCACCCGCGCUGCGCUAGGCGACGCCCUCACCGUCACCGUCCUCUCUGGCGGCAUCCCGGCGGCAUGCGUUGGGACCUGCACCACAAAGGUCGCGGCCAACGUCUCCACCGCCUCGCCCCAGUACCUGUCGUCGUCUGGCGGCGCCACCCUCACCCUCUCGGGCAUCUUUGACUGCGCCCACACCUACACCGUCUCGCUUUGCUCCGGUGCCGUCUCGUGCUCCGCAUCUUCCCUCUCCUGCGCCGCCGAUCCCGCAACCUCCGGCUGGCCCUAUCCCAUCGCCGUCACCGACGACGCCGGCACCCCCGCCGUGAGUAGGCCAUGGGUCGGCUACCGCGCCGACGUCUACCUCCCGGACAAUCUGGAGCUCUCCGCCCUCGCCUCGGUCGCCUCCUCUUUCGUCGUCAACGGCGUCGGCAUGACCAACGUCGCCGUCGCCAUCGACUCGGUCGCCCUUGUUGUCACGCCGGCCAACGAGACCCUCGUCUCAGCAGCAGUCACUUCCGACCUGCUCGAGGCUGGCGCGGCCGUCGCCGUCGACAUCGUCUCGGGCUCGCCCAACACCGACCUGCCGCACGUCUGCGCUUCUUGCACCGCACGCGUCGUACCUGAGAUUCUCGACCUCACCCCGGGCAUCGUCGACCUUCACGGCUCGCAGCCGGUCACCAUCACCGGCGCCGGAUUUGGCUCGCUCGCCUCCGGCACCUCCAUCGACAUCGUCUUUGAGGGCCACGCCUGCGCCGUCGACAACGCCGCAUGGUCGCCCUCGUCUAUCGUCUGCUCCAUCGACACCUCUAGCCCGGUCUACGACGCCAAGGUUGAGAUGCUUGUCAACGGCAUUGUCGCCUCCACCGCAUUCUGCGUCUCCGGCUGUGAGGUCGAUGUCCAGGGAAACGUCACUGGCCUCUCCGCCCGCGACUUUGCCACUGACGGCUCCUCUCCGCUCCUCGUCGUCUCCGGUGACUUCAACUGCUCAGCCCCGUACGCAGUCGCCAUCGGCGGCACCGCCUGCGACGCCCUCGUCUGCGCCGCUGACUCGCUCACCUGUCAGCCGGGCCCGCGCUCUGCCGCCGCCCCAGGCCUCGAGCUCGUCAUCACCGGCGCCGCCAACGCCUCAUGCCACGCCACCAUCUGUUCCGGCCUCGCCUACCGCGGCACCGUCUCCUCCGUCGUCGGCGCAAUCGAGGCCCGUCCCGGAGGCUCCAUCCAGAUCUGGGGCUCCGGCUUUGCUGCCGGUCUCGCUGCUUCCCUCGACGGCGUUGCCCUCAACCACCUCUCGUCCAACGCCUCGUAUGCCGUCUUCCAGCUCACAGCCCCGCUCCCUCGCUUUGGCCUUGGUCUCCCUCUCUCCGUCUCUGCCAACGCCCUCGACGUCUUUUCCUGCCUCGGCUGCGUUGUUGACGUCCAAGGCGUCGUCGAGUCCGCCGCCCCGUCCGCCGUCGACAUCGCCGGCAACAUCCGCCUCACCCUCGACGGCUACGGCUUUGGCUCCGACCUCUCCCUCCUCAACGUCUCGCUAGCUGCCGCCCCGUGCAAAGACGUCGUCCUCGUCUCCACCACUCGGCUCACAUGCGCGUACGGCGGCGCGGGCGUCGUGCCCGCUGCUGCCGUCGACAUCGACUCCUUCCUCAUCGAAGCUACCGCCGUCGACGUCGUUGCCUCUCUUACCGGCCUCGCCCCGCGCACACUCUCGGCCGCCGGCUCGCAGACCCUCACCAUCACCGGCGCCGCCACCUCGUUCUCGCCCUCGAGCAUCGCCUACAUCGGGCCCUACCCCUGCGGCUACCUCUCUCACAACGACACCGCCCUCCUCUGCAUCACCACCCAGAUGGUCAUGGGCGAGCGGAGCGUCGUCGUCAAGGACGCCGGCCUCGACUCGCUCUGCUUUGGCGAGUGCGCCGUCAAUGUCACCGCCCGCCUCGACUACGUCCUCCCCACCCCGGUCCUUAGCGCCGGCGACGACAUCACCGUCGUCGGCAUCGGUUUUAACCCGUCCGGCCUGCAGGUCUCGCUCGACGGCCGCGCCUGCACCGCCGUGGCCGGCAACGACACACAUGUCUCCUGCUCCGUCGCCAGCGGGAGCCACAACCUCGCCGCUGCCCUCGACGUCGUCGGCGGCGCCCGGCGCUCGUCGUCGGCGUUUCACGCUCGUCGGCCGCGGCUUUGA
Messenger RNA from Thecamonas trahens ATCC 50062, 6414 nucleotides. RefSeq lists its product as uncharacterized. The transcript has 3 exons. Bases 1 to 6414 code for a protein of 2137 amino acids. Lineage: Eukaryota; Apusomonadida; Apusomonadidae. The record is from RefSeq and is a predicted model, not a curated record.